Molecule: messenger RNA, 1465 nt
Organism: Cydia pomonella (codling moth)
Lineage: Eukaryota; Metazoa; Arthropoda; Insecta; Lepidoptera; Tortricidae
Gene: Chrac-16
Product: chromatin accessibility complex 16kD protein
Exons: 2
Coding region: 103-486 (127 amino acids)
Cellular component (GO): nucleus; CHRAC
Molecular function (GO): protein heterodimerization activity
Source: RefSeq, a predicted model, not a curated record
CCAUUUCGGCAAAAUUGUAUGUGACAACACUGCGCGCGGCGUCGAUUCGAUUGCUUAUUGCUUUAUUGUUCGUUACGUUUCACAUUCAACCAAGUAAAUACAAUGUCUACGCCAAAAGCAGAAAAAGAUUUACACUUGCCCCUAUCUAGAGUAAAAACUAUCAUGAAAAGCUCUCCAGAUGUCGAAGCAGUUGGCCCGGAACCGCUAUAUUUAGUGACAAAAGUUACAGAACUCUUCGUGACGGACUUAGCGAAGCGAGCGUAUAAAAACAGCGGCAACAAAUUUUUGGAAUACAAACAUAUCGCUGAUGUUGUUCAAGAGGACGAUACGCUAGAGUUUCUCAGGGAGAUAAUGCCGAGGAAGAUAACCGUGCGGGAGUUCAAGGAGCUAAUGGCGAAAAAGGCGGCGCGCGGCGACCGGUCGGACGACGACUCCAGCGACGAGUCUAGCGAUGAAAGCGAGACCUCGAGUGAUAACCAAGACUGACAAAGAAAGAAGCGAUCUAGACGUUAAUUAGUUAAACCCUUAAGAGCCUAGGCAUUUUUUAUUGGUAUAUCUUAACUUUUUGAAUGCCAAGAACAUUUUAAGGCAUAGUUACUAGUCGUGCCCCCAGCGCCAAUGACUAGGUGUUAUGGCGGACGCUGUCAAAGUAACCUUCAUACAUUCGAGUAAGAUUCACAUUAGCUCCCUUGCACCCGGGAGCUUGGCGAUUGAGUGAUGUUUGUGUUUGUGUUCAAGGGGUUAUUAAUACCAACUUUGUACUCUCAUAAUGAACUAUGAACAAAGACAAUGUUGUGUAAACUGAACUAAUACUAGAAAUAACUACACCUCAUUUUUACAAUGCUUGUAUGGAAUAAUGGUGUAUUGUCAUUUGUGCCCUCCACAAGACCACCAGCGUUCAUGGCACAGGGACAGCUGAAAAUGAUUCAUAUAAAUGCACAUUAUAUGCAUUAAUGGAUGGGAAUAGUUCCAUCUGUGUCCUGUGGGUAUAAAUGCACAUAUAUGCAUUAAUGGAUGGGAAUAGUUCCAUCUGUGUCCUGUGGGGACAAAUGGGAAUCAAAUGAGAAUACACCUGUUUAAUCACGGGAUAAAUUGCAUUGUUGCACUAUUGUGUAUGAAUUAAGAUUACUUAGUUUGUAAAUUGUUGCAUGCAUGACAUCUCAAAAUGAAUUUCAUAUUUUUUAGAUAAUGGGCAAACUUAAAUGUACAAAGCAGUAUAAUAACUGCAUUAGAAGCUAUGAGCUAUAAAUUGAAAUGUUAUACAUCCAAUUUAUUUAGAAUUCAUAUUACAUUUGUACAUAACAUAUAUAUUUAUGAUAUUAAAACAAGACUUAGGGUAUUAAUGUAAUUAAACAGAUUAAUCAGACCAUACAUUUUGACAAAAACUGUAGUUGCCUAGUUAUCACUAUUAAAAUUAACAAUAAAAGUUGUGUUAAAAUAAACAGUUUCAAAAUUGUAAACCCAA